Molecule: messenger RNA, 5210 nt
Organism: Petromyzon marinus (sea lamprey)
Lineage: Eukaryota; Metazoa; Chordata; Hyperoartia; Petromyzontiformes; Petromyzontidae
Source: RefSeq, a predicted model, not a curated record
UGUUAGACCACGGUCCCCGGCUACACCGUGUUAGACCAUCACGGUCCCAGGCUACACCGUGUUAGACCACGGUCCCCGGCUACACCGUGUUAGACCACGGUCCCCGGCUACACCGUGUUAGACCAUCACGGUCCCCGGCUACACCGUGUUAGACCAUCACGGUCCCAGGCUACGCCGUGUUAGACCAUCACGGUCCCCGGCUACACCGUGUUAGACCAUCACGGUCCCCGGCUACACCGUGUUAGACCAUCACGGUCCCAGGCUACACCGUGUUAGACCAUCACGGUCCCAGGCUACACCGUGUUAGACCAUCACGGUCCCCGGCUACACCGUGUUAGACCAUCACGGUCCCCGGCUACACCGUGUUAGACCAUCACGGUCCCAGGCUACACCGUGUUAGACCAUCACGGUCCCAGGCUACGCCGUGUUAGACCAUCAGGGUCCCAGGCUACACCGUGUUAGACUAUCACGGUCCCAGGCUACGCCGUGUUAGACCAUCACGGUCCCCGGCUACACCGUGUUAGACCAUCACGGUCCCAGGCUACACCGUGUUAGACCAUCACGGUCCCAGGCUACACCGUGUUAGACCAUCACGGUCCCAGGCUACGCCGUGUUAGACCAUCACGGUCCCAGGCUACACCGUCUUAGACCAUCACGAUCCCAGGCUACACCGUGUUAUACCAUCACGGUCCCAGGCUACACCGUGUUAGACCAUCACGGUCCCAGGCUACACCGUGUUAGACCAUCACGGUCCCCGGCUACACCGUGUUAGACCAUCACGGUCCCAGGCUACACCGUGUUAGACCAUCACGGUCCCAGGCUACGCCGUGUUAGACCAUCAGGGUCCCAGGCUACACCGUGUUAGACCAUCACGGUCCCAGGCUACGCCGUGUUAGACCAUCACGGUCCCCGGCUACACCGUGUUAGACCAUCACGGUCCCAGGCUACACCGUGUUAGACCAUCACGGUCCCAGGCUACACCGUGUUAGACCAUCACGGUCCCAGGCUACGCCGUGUUAGACCAUCACGGUCCCAGGCUACACCGUCUUAGACCAUCACGGUCCCAGGCUACACCGUGUUAGACCAUCACGGUCCCAGGCUACACCGUGUUAGACCAUCACGGUCCCAGGCUACACCGUGUUAGACCAUCACGGUCCCAGGCUACACCGUGUUAGACCAACAAGAAUCCAGGUUUAACCCCUGUUAGACCAAGAGUAGCACAUGUUACAGUGAUGUGUAUCCAGGUUAAGACUGUUGAUUUAAAAAGGUUCCAGUUUAAACUGCUUACACAUUUUUACAAUAGACAUGAGGAAAGUUACAUCGUUUUGAAGUUACACGGGUCGAGUUAAUCUUUUUAAAGUACUGUACGUUCAGUUCCAAGCUUCUCCAUUUAAAAACAUGUUAUGGUUCAAAGUUAAACAAUUUUAAACGCAAAAGCACCAGAUUAAAUAGGGCUCCAGACUAAACGAGGUUAACAGGCUAAAUCGUGUUAGACCAACAUAACCUGAGGUAGCCUGGUGCCUCAGAUGUCAGGGCACUAAGCCUUCCCCUCUGAUUUAAACCUGGAUCUCAAGUGUUUAACAUUUAGAGUGAUGUGUUUUUGUUUUGCAAUGAUUGUGAUAAAAAAACAUCUCUUAAUCUGAAAAAAUCCAGCACUGAAAAUAAAAAAAUAUGGAGGUUGUCUGUUAUGCAACGAAUAUUGUUCCAUUGUAGGAUGGAUGGGAAAAUUAUGUGUAGACCAGAGGUCACUUUAAUUAAUUUCUGAAGUAGGUCUGUGAUAUCUCCUUUCGCGGGCCAUUCUCUAGAUUCGACUGGAUGUGUUGUUUCUUUAACCAUACGGUUCUAGAUCACGAAUUCCCUUCUAGUUACUAUGGUUCUCGAUUACAAUUAUAUUACCCAAGAUUACCAUUUAUGAUUAUUUUUAGUUGUAUUUCACAUCGAACGAGGACCCAUAUCUUAAAAAGAUUAUCCUUGCCUAUGACAUCUGUCAGUUCAACAGAAUUGAUUCAAGCGAGCCUGAAUCUGCUGAUGCGACGCCGUAUAUCAAAACCCGUCCAGAGUUUGCUUGCAUUAUAUCAAUGCUGCUCAAAUUAUUCACUCAUAGAAGGCUCUAGCGCCAUUGGGUUAUGUAAAAAAAAAAUUUUUUUGUAUACAGAGAGACAGCUUUUGAAGGAGAUGUAUUUUCUGACUACGUUACCUUAAACUGCUUUAAACUCGCGCGCUUCUAUAAUAUUACACUGUGUUUAUGUAAUAUAUUUCCAAUUCAUAUGUCACAAUGGGUAAAAUACACUGAUUAAACCGUUUAUCAUUUAAGCGCAUUGGCAUGUUCACAAAGCAAAUUGAACAACAACUGAAAAGUACUGAAAGAAGCAUGGAGAUGUGCAUUCUGGGAAUUACACUGAGAGACAGAAAGAGCAACAGACGGACCACAGAACAAACGCAAGUUAAAGACAUCACAUUGACUUCAAAAACAUGGCCUUGGGGGGGGGGGGGGGGGGUGCACCUCUAGACGGGAUGAUUGCCACUGGUCGAGACAAACAACGUCGUGGCAGCCAAAGGAGAGAACACACCUGAGACUACGUCCAGUACAGAGAUGGAGCAAUGAACUAUACAUAUGUGGAGGAGCUAGAAGGAUUGCUGAAUCGUGAUACUGAUAAGAUGGUGAUGGCGAGGGGAAGCCUUCAUUCAACGAUGGAGAUCUCAAGCCUUAUGGUGGUGAAACUCCGUUUAAAUGUGGGUCCAGUUGAAACCGUUUUCAUUUAUCUCAAUGUUAACCCCACGGCGGCGCAGGAGGAGAUAGCGCCGCUGAUGUUGAACACACGGGCCCUGCUGCUGCUGAGGCCGCUCAGGGCGGGGCCGAGGUCAAGGUUAAGGUCGGGUCACGGUGUCAGCACGAGGAGCUACAGUGAUGAAGCCAAGGUCCCGGAUCUGUCUCUGUUCCCCAUGGAGAGGAUCCGGAACUUCAGCAUUGUGGCGCACGUUGAUCAUGGCAAGAGCACGCUUGCCGACCGGCUCCUCGAGAUCACGGGAGCCAUCCAGCCGAGCUCAGGGAACAAGCAGGUGCUGGACACGCUUCAGGUGGAGCGGGAGAGAGGCAUCACGGUCAAGGCUCAGACGGCCACGCUGUUCCACUCGCAUGCGCACACGCGCCACGCGUACAUGCUCAACCUCAUAGACACACCGGGCCACGUGGAUUUCAACUAUGAGGUGUCGCGGUCGCUCGCCGCCUGCCAGGGCGUGCUCCUAUUGGUCGACGCUAAUGAGGGCAUCCAAGCUCAGACUGUGGCAAAUUUUUACCUUGCAUUUGAGGCAGAGCUCGCAAUCAUCCCCGUCAUUAACAAGAUCGAUCUCAAAGCCGCGGACCCGGACCGAGUUGCCGCAGAGAUUGAGAAACUCUUCGACAUUCCGGCCAGCGACUGCAUUAGAGUAUCUGCCAAGUUGGGUACAAAUGUGGAGCAAAUAUUGGAGGCGGUUAUCGACAGGAUCCCUCCCCCCCGCGGGGACGCGACGGCCCCGUUCCGCGCGCUGCUCUUCGCCUCGGAGUUCGACUCGUUCCGCGGCGCGGUGGCACGCGUGAUGGUGCGCGACGGUGCCGUGAGCCGUGGCGACCGCGUGCGCACGCACAGCUCCUCCACCUCCUCGCGGCCGCGCGACUACGAGGUGUCCGACAUCGGCCUCCUGCUGCCCUUGCCCACUCCCACGGCAACUCUGUACGCGGGCCAGGUGGGAUACCUGGUGUGCGGGAUGCGCCAGGUUACCGAGGCCCAGGUGGGCGAUACGCUGCACUCGGCCGCUCACGAGGUGGAGCCCCUGCCCGGGUUCAAACCCUCCAAGCCCAUGGUGUUCGCUGGCAUGUUCCCAUCAGACCAGUCGGAGUACACGUCCCUGCGCUCGGCGCUCGAGAGGCUGACCCUGCGCGACUCCAGCGUCUCCGUGCAGAGGGAGAGCAGCGCCGCCUUGGGAGCUGGUUGGAGGCUGGGGUUCCUGGGCCUGUUGCACCUCGACGUGUUCCAGCAGCGUCUGGAGCAGGAGUACAACACGAGCGUCAUUCUCACGGCACCCACCGUGCCCUACCGCGCCGUGCUCACCUCCCCACGCCUCAUCAAGGAGCAUGGUAGUGCCGACGUGAUGGUGCUGAACCCGUGUGAGCUGCCAGACCGCUCGGUGGUGUCGCACUACUUGGAGCCCAUGAUCACGGGCACCAUCAUCACGCCCGACGCACACAUGGGUGCCAUCAUGAAGCUCUGCCAGGAACGGCGGGGCACGCAGGUGGACGUGCUGUACAUGGACGGCGCGCGCGUCAUGCUGCGCUACCGCAUGCCACUCUGCGAGGUCCUCGUUGACUUUUACGACAUCCUCAAGUCUCUGUCUUCGGGAUACGCCAGCUUUGACUACGAGGAGGCUGGCUACGAGCCCGUGGACAUCGUGCGCAUGGACGUUAUGCUCAACGGGAAACCUGUGGAGGAGCUCACGAACAUCGUACACCGGGACAAGGCACACCUGGUUGGCAAGGAGAUGUGCAUUCGUCUCCGCGACUCCAUCCCCCGCCAGAUGUUUGAGGUCGCGAUCCAGGCCACCAUUGGGUCGAAGGUCAUCGCCAGGGAGACGAUCAAAGCUUUCCGCAAGAACGUCCUCGCCAAAUGCUACGGAGGGGACAUCUCGAGGAAGAUGAAGCUGCUGAAGCGGCAGGCGGAGGGGAAGAAGAGGAUGAGGGAGGUGGGAGGAGUUCCCGUUCCCCGCGGGGCUGUCAUCGCUGUGCUCACCCGCUCUCCCGCUCGCUCACCCGACUGACGAUGGACUCACCUCUACACUCAACCACAUGCUCGCCCAAAUGCUCGCCCACAUGCAUAUCCACAUGCUUACUGACUUACAGAGUGCUCGGCUACACACUCACCCGCACGUUCACACACGCACGCAAACACUUCUUCACUCACCCACACACCUGCUCGACCACACGCUCAACUGACUGACAGCACCCUCGCCCGUACGCUCACCGAGAUGCAAGAUGCAUUGUAAAAUGCAGCCGGGACCUGCACUGCCCUGUGUGUGUCUUCACACACAGCUCAAACGAUGUACAUUAUUACCCCGCAGGAACUGCGUUGUAUGAUAAUAAUGAUAGCAGCAGCUGCUCUGUCGUUGAAUUUAAGGAUUAUUGUGUCGGCCCGAAAGCAGACCUGGUUUCUCGGGGAUUAAAGGCCUAAAAAAAACAA